GGGGGUGCCCUGAAGAAGGGAGCCAUCGCCAGGACGCUGCAAGCCGUCAAGAUGGUGCUGUCCUACAACCCCGACCUGCUGGAGUGGGACUCCCCCCACCGCACCAACCAGCAGCAGUGCUACUGCUACUGCGGGGGACCCGGCGAGUGGUACCGGCUGCAGUGCUACCGCUGCCGGCAGUGGUUCCACGAAGCCUGCACCCAGUGCCUCAGCGACCCCAUGAUGUUUGGAGACAGAUUCUAUGUGUUUUUCUGCUCCGUAUGCAACCAGGGACCUGAAUACAUCAAGCGCCUGCCCCUGAGAUGGGUGGAUGUCGUCCACCUCGCCCUCUACAACCUGGGCGUACAGAGCAAGAAGAAGUACUUUGACUUCGAGGAGAUCUUGGCCUUUGUGAACCACCACUGGGAUCCGCUGCAGCUUGGGAAGGUAAAACCCUGCAGCCUGGGUGCCCCUCACCAUGCCCUGAGCUGCUACAAAAGCAGGUUUCUGUGUGGGAAGGAGAUCAAGAAGAAGAAAUGCAUCUUUCGCCUGCGGAUCCGCGUCCCGCCGAACCCCCCCAGCAAGGUGCUGCCAGAGAAAGCCCCGGGCGUGGACGAGAGCGGCUCCUGCGAGCUGAAGAAGAAGGGGAAGAGCAAAUAUGGCCACAAAGAUGGGUGAGAGACCAAGCUCAGCCGCCUGCCCGCAGCCCCUGGGGUACCCCACGGCCUCACCCCCCUUGCUUUGCAGCAGCUCCAGCAGCAGAAGCGGCGAGCGGCACGGCGCAAGAGGGCCAAGUUCCUGCUGGAGGAUGCCAUUCCCAGCAGUGACUUCACCUCGGCCUGGAGCACCAACCACCACCUGGCCAGCAUCUUCGACUUCACACUGGAUGAAAUUCAGAGCCUGAAAAGUGCCAGCUCAGGACAGACUUUCCUGUCGGAUAUGGACUCCACUGAUGCUGCCAGCACCUCGGGCUCAGCCACCACAAGCCUCUCCUACGAGUCUAGGUGA
Molecule: messenger RNA, 987 nt
Organism: Merops nubicus (carmine bee-eater)
Lineage: Eukaryota; Metazoa; Chordata; Aves; Coraciiformes; Meropidae
Product: PHD finger protein 19-like
Source: RefSeq, a predicted model, not a curated record